This is a messenger RNA of Chrysochloris asiatica (Cape golden mole), 3518 nucleotides long. RefSeq names its product sterol regulatory element binding transcription factor 2 (gene SREBF2). Gene Ontology annotation, molecular function: RNA polymerase II cis-regulatory region sequence-specific DNA binding; DNA-binding transcription factor activity, RNA polymerase II-specific; protein dimerization activity. Lineage: Eukaryota; Metazoa; Chordata; Mammalia; Afrosoricida; Chrysochloridae. The record is from RefSeq and is a predicted model, not a curated record. Gene Ontology annotation, cellular component: nucleus. Gene Ontology annotation, biological process: positive regulation of transcription by RNA polymerase II; positive regulation of cholesterol storage. Bases 150 to 3518 code for a protein of 1122 amino acids. The transcript has 19 exons.
CGGGCGCAGCGCAAACAUGGCGGCGACUGGCGCGGGCUGGUGAGGCGGUACCGGGCGGGGGCUGUUGGGUGUCAUGGGCGGUGGCGGUGGCACCGCCCCCGCAUCUCCCUGAGCGGGACGGCAGGGGGACCUCUGCGCCGAGCCGGGCGAUGGACGAGAGCGGCGAGCUGGGCGGGCUGGAGACCAUGGAGACCCUCACGGAGCUGGGCGAUGAACUGACUCUGGGGGACAUCGACGAAAUGCUGCAGUUUGUCAGCAAUCAGGUGGGAGAGUUUCCGGACUUGUUUUCCGAGCAGCUGUGCAGCUCCUUCCCUGGUGGCGGGGGCACCAAUGGCGGAGCCACCGUAGACCCUUCGAUGCAGCGCUCAUUCAGCCAGGUCCCCUUGCCUUCCUUCCCUCCCUCAGCCACCUCCCCCCAGACUCCGGCCCUGCAGGUCAAAGUCCCCCAGACCUCCACGGUCACCCCGCCAAGGGCUGCACCUGUUCUCCAGCCCCGCCCCCAGCCCCAGCCUCCACCUCAUGCUCAGCUGCAGCAGCAGACCGUAGUGGUCAGUCCAACGUUCAGCACUGCCCCCCAGACGAGGAUCAUCCAGCAGCCUCUGAUCUACCAGAACGCAGCCACCAGCUUCCAAGUCCUCCAGCCUCAAGUCCAAAGCCUGGUGACAUCUUCCCAGGUGCAGCCGGUCACCAUCCAGCAGCAGGUGCAGACAGUCCAGGCCCAGCGGGUGCUGACGCAGACAGCCAAUGGCACACUGCAGGCCCUGGCUCCAGCCACAGUGCAGACGGUGGCCGCUCCCCAGGUGCAACAGGUCCCGGUCCUGGUGCAGCCUCAGAUCAUCAAAACAGAUUCCCUGGUUUUGACCACCCUGAAAACUGAUGGCAGCCCCGUUGUGGCCGCCGUCCAGAACCCAGCCCUCACCGCCCUCACCACCCCCAUCCAGACAGCCGCCCUACAAGUACCAACCCUGGUGGGCAGCAGUGGGACCAUUCUGACCACAAUGCCUGUGAUGAUGGGGCAGGAAAAAGUGCCCAUUAAGCAAGUACCGGGUGGGAUCAAGCAGCUCGAACCCCCCAAAGAAGGAGAAAGACGGACAACACACAACAUCAUUGAGAAGCGCUAUCGCUCCUCCAUCAAUGACAAAAUCAUCGAGUUAAAGGACCUAGUCAUGGGAUCCGAUGCUAAGAUGCACAAGUCUGGCGUUCUGAGGAAAGCCAUCGAUUACAUCAAAUACUUGCAGCAGGUCAAUCAUAAACUGCGCCAGGAGAACAUGGUGCUGAAGCUGGCAAAUCAGAAAGCCAAGCUCCUGAAGGGUAUCGACCUAGGCAGCCUGGUGGACAAUGACGUGGACCUGAAGAUGGAUGACUUUAACCAGAAUGUCCUUCUGAUGUCACCCCCAGCCUCAGAGUCAGGGUCCCAAGCGGGCUUCUCCCCUUACUCCAUCGACUCAGAGCCAGGAAGUCCUCUGCUGGAUGAUGCAAAGGUCAAAGAUGAGCCGGACUCGCCGCCUGUGGCCCUGGGCAUGGUGGACCGCUCUCGAAUUUUCCUGUGCUUCCUCACCUUCCUGUGCCUCUCCUUUAACCCCCUGACGUCCCUGCUGCAGUGGGGAGGGUCCCGGGACUCGGACCCUUACCCACAUUCAGGCUCCAGCCGCAGCAUACUGUCCUUUGAGUCAGGUUCUGGGAGCUGGUUUGACUGGAUGAUGCCAACGCUCCUCUUGUGGCUGGUCAACGGUGUGAUCGUCCUGAGCGUCUUCGUGAAGCUUCUGGUGCACGGGGAGCCGGUGAUCCGACCACACUCUCGCUCCUCAGUCACCUUCUGGAGACACCGCAAGCAGGCGGACUUGGACCUUGCGAGGGGGGAUUUUGUAGCUGCUGCCACCAACCUCCAGACCUGCCUGUCGGUGCUGGGCCGAGCCCUGCCCACCUCCCGCCUCGACCUGGCCUGCAGUCUCUCCUGGAAUGUGAUCCGCUACAGCCUGCAGAAGCUACGCCUGGUGCGUUGGCUGCUCAAGAAGGUCUUCCAGCGCCGGCGGGCCACCCCAGCCACUGCUGCAGGCUGCGAAGAUGAAGCCAAGACCAGCGCCCGGGAUGCAGCCCUGGCCUACCACACGCUGCAUCAGCUGCACAUCACAGGGAAGCUGCCUGCAGGAUCCGCCUGUUCAGACGUGCACAUGGCCUUGUGCGCCGUCAACCUGGCCGAGUGUGCUGAGGAGAAAAUCCCACCAAGCACACUGGUUGAGAUCCAUCUGACUGCCGCCAUUGGCCUCCAGACCCGCUGUGGAGGCCAGCUGGGCUUCCUGGCCAGCUACUUCCUCAGUCGUGCCCAGAGCCUGUGUGGUCCCGAGCGCAGCACCGUCCCCGACUCUCUGCGCUGGCUCUGCCACCCCCUGGGCCAGAAGUUUUUCAUGGAGCGGAGCUGGUCGGUGAGGUCGGCUGCCAAGGAGAGUCUGUACUGUGCCCAGAGGAAUCCAGCUGACCCCAUUGCCCAGGUGCACCAGGCAUUCUGUGAGAACCUGCUAGAGUGUGCUGUGGAAGCCUUAGUAAAGCCGCAGGCCAAAAAGAAAGCUGGCACCCAGGACGAGGAGAGCUGUGAAUUCUCCUGUGCCCUGGCACACCUGAAGCUGCUGAAUUCAUUCGUGACCUCUGUGGGGGUUGUGACCCCGCCCUUCUCCUGCAGCUCCGUGCUCAAGUCAGCCCUCGGUCCAGACGUCGUCUGUCGCUGGUGGACAUCCGCAGUCACCAUGGUUAUCAGCUGGCUUCAAGGAGACGAUACAGCUGUGCGCACUCACUCUGCCGAAGUAGAACGUGUCCCCAAGGCUCUGGAUGUGACUGAGAACCCCUUGGUGAAGGCUGUCUUCCACGUGUGUAGAGCCAUGCACACCUCGCUCUCGGGGAAGGUGGACGCCCAGCAGAGCUUCAGCCACUGUGAGAGGGCCAGCGGUCACUUGUGGAACAGCCUCAACGUCAGUGGGGCUGCUGCCGACUCCACCCUCCACCAUGUGGUCCAGCUACUCAUCUGUGACCUGUUGCUGUCCCUGAGGACCGUGCUCUGGCAAAAGCAGACGGGUGCCAGCCAGGCCCUGGGUGAGACCUACCAGGCAUCGGGCGCUGAGCUGACUGGCUUCCAGCGGGACCUGGGCAGUCUACGCAGGCUGGCCCACAGCUUCCGCCCGGCAUACCGUAAGGUGUUCCUGCAUGAAGCCACCGUGCGCCUGAUGGCAGGAGCCAGCCCCACCCGCACCCACCAGCUGCUGGAGCACAGCUUCCGGCGACGCACCACCCCGAACACCAAGCAUGGUGAAGUGGACACCUGGCCUGGCCAGCGUGAACGUGCCACCGCCAUCCUGCUGGCCUGCCGCCACCUCCCCCUCUCUUUCCUCUCCUCCCCGGGCCAGCGGGCAGUGCUGCUGGCCGAGGCCGCCCGCACCCUGGAGAAGGUGGGUGACCGGCGCUCCUACAGUGACUGCCAGCAGAUGGUCGUCAAACUGGGCGGCGGCACGGCCAUUGCUGCCUCCUGA